AUGGCCUUUCCUCUCCCGCGGGGCAUCACAGCCUCGGAGAUCGCCUUUCUGGCGGAGAUGGAGACGGUGACGGUUGUACCUCGCCAGCGCCUGGAGGGCCUAGAAUUGCUCGGGGGCCCAGUUGAACCUCUUGUACCACCGCGACGCGCCUCCCUCCCCCUCUGGCUGGCCCUCCUACUUAAACGCCAGCGCCGCGCCAAUAUCAUACCCCCUUCAUGGCUACACCCAGAUUCUCUCAGUUUAAUCCUCGAAGUCGAGUCCUCACAUCAAGACUACAAGAGUGCCUUCUCUCCGCCUCCGCCGCUGCCCGGUCAGCCCGGUGUUCGAGAUCAAGGUCUCGAGCCAACUGCGCGGCCGCAGUAUACAUUAGACGGCAAUAGAUAUUACGCGGCGCCGCCUUUCAUCCCUCAGAAUACUGCGCAGACAGCGGUUUCCUCACGAGAUCCGCCUGCGUUGCCAUACCAUUGGGUUGAGGUUGGAAACAUGCUGCUCGACGCGGCGAGCGACGACUUAGUAGACCCGGAUCAGAUCCGACGGUUACUAAAAGACCUGCGUGAAGUGCGGAUGGCCAAGAUGAGAUCCGGAGUGGAUGUGCUUGACGAUGCUGCGAUAGGCGGAGGCGGAGUUGCGCUGACGGGUGUUGGUGCAAUGGAAUUGGGCGAAGAGCGAGGGUUCUUGACCGGUGUGGUAGAUGGUCUUCGCAAAAUUGGCGCAUCCAAAGAACAAGCUCGCCGAGAACAACUGGCCGAACAAAGAGCCAACGGUGGCUACGAUGGAACCCAAGACGAGGAGGAAGAAGAUUAUAUGGAGUUUUAA
Penicillium subrubescens is the source of this 816-nucleotide messenger RNA. RefSeq names its product DNA replication protein PSF2 (gene psf2). The transcript has 3 exons. Gene Ontology annotation, cellular component: nucleus; GINS complex. Gene Ontology annotation, biological process: DNA replication; double-strand break repair via break-induced replication. The coding region runs from base 1 to 816 and encodes 271 amino acids. Lineage: Eukaryota; Fungi; Ascomycota; Eurotiomycetes; Eurotiales; Aspergillaceae. The record is from RefSeq and is a predicted model, not a curated record.